Chironomus riparius is the source of this 1668-nucleotide messenger RNA. Lineage: Eukaryota; Metazoa; Arthropoda; Insecta; Diptera; Chironomidae. The record is from the annotation of a GenBank genome assembly.
CUAUUUAAAACUCGUCUAAAAAAACAAAAACAAGAAAAUAAUCGAGUUAAAAAUGUCAAAUAUACUAAAAUGUGCCGUAAAUAGCUGCCAGAGUGUUAAUAACAAGCUAUUUCGAUGUCCACAAUCCAGAAAUCAAUCGAUAAUAUGGAGAAACAUAUUAGGAGUAGCUCAAUAUGACUUCUAUGUCUGUGAAUUGCAUUUUGAUGCUCAAUUUAUAAGUUAUGAAAAAGUUUUGAGUGAUCAAGCAGUUCCAACGAUAUUCAUCAAUGACAAGCUUAGUCAAUAUUGUGCAUGCUGCUCGAUUCCAAUAAGUGAGGGACAUCAGAUUAGUCAGUUACAUCUAGAAAUCUACAGGAUGCUGUUUAGCUAUUUUGAUCUGAAUGGAGCAUUUAUAUGCUCAAACUGUAACGAAAAGAUGGUAGGAGUCAGUGACUUCAUUAAGAUUGUUGGACAAAAUCGAAGAACUUUCGAAACUAUUAAUUAUGAUAUGAAGGAACCAGUCAUAAAGAUUGAACCUGAAGAGUAUGAACUAUUUCCCCUUGAAAAUGUCAAGGAUAGAGACGAAAACAUAAACAUAAAAUCAGAAUGGAAUAGCAGUGAACCAGAUCCAGAAUGGUAUCCGUCAGAAGAAGAAGAAGAAUCAAAACCUAAAAGAUUCAAGUUUCCAAAAGAGACUACAAAAAUCAGACAAAAGUUUGAACUGAAAUGUGAAGUCUGCUAUUUUAGAUUUGAAACCAAACAAGAUUUAAGUAAUCAUGUCUUUAAUGUUCAUAGCUAUGAAGAGGAAGAUACACGAUAUAUUAAUAUGAAGAAAGCCGGUAAUAGUAAUGAAACCAACUAUCAGAAAUGUGACAUUAAAUGUCCAGAAUGUGGAAAGAAAGUCAAGUAUUAUACUUAUAAAGGACAUUGCUUAUCAAUCCAUUCCAAUAAGCGUGACUUGAUAUGCGAUCAAUGCGGCAGAGGAUUUGCAAUGUUACCAUCAUUAUAUAGUCACAUUAAGUCAGCACAUGACAGAAGAAAUUAUGAGUGCGAUAUCUGUGGAUAUAAAACAUGGAUCAAGUAUAGACUAAAAAGGCAUUUAAAUCAACUUCAUAAUGCUGCGUACAUCAAAAAAAGCAAAGAAGAAGCUUCAAAAUGUCCAAUCUGUCUAAAAAUUCAACCAAACAACUUUGAGCAUCACAUGAGAAAGUAUCAUCCUAAUAACUAUGACAGUGGAAUCCGAAUUAAUCCUGAAACUAACAAAUAUCACUGUCCAAAUUGCGUUCAAACUUUUAUAAGCAUCCAUCACUAUGAGAAGCAUGUCAAAGGAGAUAUUUGUUCAAACUUUGACAAGUAUGAAGUUGAAAGUGACAAAAUACUGACUAUAAAAACUCCUGGAAUAUUCACAUGUAAUAUCUGCAAAUCGGUAAAGCCAACGCUGGUCAAGUUAAGAAGACAUAUUACAAUGUUUCAUUCUGGUCCAAAAGCAUGUCUCAUAUGCAGCAAAACACCAAAGAACCAAAAACAAUUCCUGAAGCAUGUCAAUGUCUUCCACAAACUGAGUAUGAAGGAAUACAAAGCUAAGGCUAUAGAAUUAGGUCACAUCCUAUAAUUAUUAAGAGUUUUAAUGUAAAAUAUGAAGAAUCUCAUGUACUAAAAGCUAUUAAAUAAUUUAUUUUGAAUGGAAAG